CAAUACGGGCGAGCUGAGAGACAAUGUGGGGAAAAGCGUUACUGUAGCCGGAGUUCAGCACGCGCGCGGGUCACAGCGGAGAGCGUGCAGAAUAACUCACCUGAACGCACCACCGGAACUCACCUGAGAAAGUUCAGCAGAAGGAGAGUAACGCGGUCAGAUAAGUGGGAGGAUCUGUGUAGGAUCACACUGAGAUCAGGAGACAGUAGAUCAGUUUGAUGAGUCGCUGGAACUUCUGAUCGCAGGAAGGACUGAAGAAGAUGAACAAUAAGAUGGAUAAAGAGAACGAGAUCAGUGAAUACAGCAGCGCGGAGGAGGAGGUCCGGACUCUGUUUGUUAGCGGGUUGCCGUUGGAUAUAAAGCCGCGGGAGCUUUAUCUGCUCUUCAGACCUUUUAAAGGUUAUGAAGGUUCCCUCAUCAAACUUACCUCAAAACAGCCGGUGGGGUUUGUGAGUUUUGACAGCAGAUCAGAAGCAGAAGCAGCGAAGAAUGCUCUGAACGGAGUUCGGUUCGACCCGGAGAUCCCUCAGACUCUGAGGUUAGAGUUCGCCAAGGCCAACACCAAGAUGGCCAAGAGCAAACUGGUGGGGACCCCCAACCCCCCACCGUCCCAGCAGAGCCCCGGACCCCCCUUCAUCAGCCGGGACCCCUAUGAGCUGACAGUACCGGGUCUGUACCCCAGCAGUCCUGAUGUUUGGGCAUCGUACCCACUGUACCCUGCAGAACUCUCACCUGCUCUACCACCUGCUUUCACCUACCCCUCCUCUCUGCACGCUCAGAUCCGUUGGCUCCCUCCUGCAGAAGCUCAGGGCUGGAAGUCCAGACAGUUCUGCUGAAAUACGUGUUCAUUAUGUGUGAUGGUGGCCACGGAUGGCCUUGAUCGAACUGCCCCAUCUACCCCCCCCCCUCCUCCUGUACACCCUUACUACUAUCUCUCUUUUCUCUCUCUCUCUCUUUCUUUUUCUCCUUACUUCCUAUCUCUCCCUCCACGAGUCCAAACCAGGGGUCUCCAGACUCACCUUCUUCAGUCAUGGACCACAGGUUAAGACCACGCCCCCCUGGGCUACAGGGCAAAUCAAGACCACCUCAGCCUCCAUCACACAGCCCCGCCCCCUACACCUCCGCCCUGCUCUCUUUUCUACUGUUACACCAAUAACAUUUCAAUCAGGGGAGUUCAGCACACAGCGUCUGAUAAUCAGCCGUCCAAUCAAAUCACAGCAGAUUUAUUAACCCCUUAAACUCCGUCCUUAUCAUUCAGAUAUUAAUAUUACAUAAUACUGUAGAUUUAUCGGAAUCUACUGUGAAAAUAAUACUUACCUUACUCAGUUCUGAGCGUGAAAAAUAUACUUAUUCAUCCUCCGCCCACAGCGCUCUUAUUUUACAGCAAAUAAACCCCAAAAACCCUGAGAAAAACAUCUAGUGUACAUGUCAUGAAUUAGAACUUCAUGUAGCACUAUGUAUAAUACAAUAUUUAUAUAUGUACCAGCUCAAACCCAAACCAUACCGAACCCAUUUAAAACAGAUCCAAAACCAACCAAAUCAAACCAAUCCCAAAACCCAACCAAAUUAAAACAGUUACCAAACCUAAAUCAAACACACACCAAACAAAACCCAAUGAAAUCAAACAAAAACCCAACCAAAUCAAACCAAACUCAAGCCUAAACAAAACCCUACAAAAUCAAACCAAUCCCAAACCCCAACCAAGUCUAAAUCAAUCCCAAACCAAAUCAAAGCCCAAACACAACCAAUACAAACCAAUCCCAAACCCAAAAUUAAACCCAAAUCAAACCAAUCCGUGUAGCCAAAAGCUAAGAAAAACGUUUAUGCUCAACAUUAAUAUGGAUAUAGAGAGUCUUCCAUUAGUUCUCAUUAAGACUCAUCAUUCAUUUCCUUCCAUAUAAUGAUUGUUUUGUAUGUAAAGGAAUGUAGUUUAAAUCCAGUUUUAAUACAGAUUUAUUUCCUGCGUUUGCAGAUUUCUCAGACUAAUCCAUGAUUAUUUUCAUUUCUGAACUGCUCUGUUUAGCGUAGCUGAGCACAGUGUUCUGUUAGCAUCUAAACUCUCAGCAUCAGCUGCUGUUAAAGUCGAGCGCUGAGAGCAGAGGAUGGAUGAUAUUAAUGUUUAGUAAAUCAGUAAAAUGUUUAGUAAAGCAGAUAAAAGACGGGACUCCUUUCACUGAAAUGUUUUGGUUGUGUAUUAAUCACGUUAUCUUUAUUAUCAAUAUUAUUAUCAUUAUUAUUGUUACUAUUGUCGUUGUUGCUAUUCGAAAACGUUGAUAAGAUUUAUAAUAUCUCUAAAAUUCUGAUCAAGUUGACGCAUGACUCUGAAAUGAUGAAAUGAUGACUCAUACAUUUUUAGAUAUUUUGAAGAAAAUACAGAAGUAUUUUUGUAAUCAGGUGAAUGUUUUAGUGCCGUGUGUUUGCUGAUGUCGUCCGUUACGUGUGCAAGAAUUUCAGUAUAAUGACUUUGAAUGUGUUCUCUAUUCUGCUGUUAGGGCGCUUCGCCCGAUUACGCUGCCCAGGCUCCGCCCACUAGCGCGUUAUUUUAUAUAUACGAUCUUUGGACGAGUUUUAUGGAACGCUCGUAAAAUUUUACUUCAGUUUAGUAGUUUUACAAUACCUAUUCUUAUUCAGGUUUAUUUUUAAUGUAUUAAUAAUAGAUUAACACACCCUAUGACAUCAGCAGCUGGAGUCUGAGAGAGAGAGAGUACAGUAGGUUGGUACAGGCAUUUGUUAGCUGAUGUAUCAGAUCUUGGGAUCCGGCGCUUUCCUCCGAGCUCACUGUGAUGCUGCCUAGUGAUGCUGCAUUGAUUGGCUGCAGUUGGAAAAGAGGCGGAGUCUGACAUGUAUCUUUACUCUGUCCUAAUGAGUAAAUAGGGUAAUUGGCCUUGCAAAUUGUGCAAUAAAUGAGUUAAAAUUGAGAAAUAUAUAUAAAAUUACUACUAAUAAUAACAGUGCAGGUAUUGUGAGCUACAGUUUAAUGUUGUUUUUAUCAGCGCUCUGCCUCGAAACGAACACUCGCUAUAAAAUAAUCCGAUUGUGGGCGGAGCCUGGGCUGGGAAACUCUGUCUCUCAUAACGUUUUAAAUAUGAGAACGUUGUAAACUCUUGAGGAAAGGAAUGAUGCAGAACAGCAGAGAAUCAUAAUUCAACCUAAUCCAACGUUUUUCAGAUAUAAACUGCAUGCUACAGAUUUUUAUCUGGUUUAUCUGAUUAAUCAAAGCUGUUUGUUACUGGCCUUAUAAUGCUUUGUACUGAUGAUAUAACGCUGUUGGAUGUUGUAAAGAGUGACGGUUUUUAGUUAAAAGUCAUAAUUUACUUUAUUCCCCACUUUUUCCGGUUCGUUUUUCUGUUCUUUUAGGUUUUUAAAGGGCGUUUUCACUCCAGCACUGUUUGUUCUGGUUAAAAUGGACUCUGGUUGGUUUGUUCUUUUAAUGCGGUUCGAUUGAGCAGGUGUGAACACAGUAAUCACACUCAUGAUCUGGUCCCAAAUGAACUCUGAAGUGGUUCACUUGUGGUGAGAACGUAAUUUGGACUUUAAAUCAGCCCAGCUAUCAAAUAUAUUCCUUUUAUUUGAGCUAAACUGCUGAUAAGAAACAGUUUAAUCUGAUAUAUUUGCCAGAUAACGCAUAUUAAUUACAACAGCUCUGAACAAACACUGUCUCUGCUGCUCCAUGCUGUUUACACACUGUAAGAGCCGUCUAUGCAGCGUUCACUGCUCACAUCUGCGCUGCUCGACCCAAUAAAAACACUGUGUUUAAAAGCACAGUGGCAAUUUUUUAGUGUUCUUAUAUUAACUUUCAGACAUCUCUGACCAAUCAGAGGAGACGAUGUGCUCACAUGGUGUUGGUGCACAUUUUGGUGCGUUUAGUUUAAGUUUAUACCUGUGUGAAACCAAACCAAACAGAGGGAAAACUCUUCAAAUAAACUGUAUUGUCUUUAAUUUUAACCCUUUAUUAUUAUUAUUAUUAUUAUUAUUAUUAUUAUUAUUAUUAUUAUUAUUAUUAUUAUUAUUAUUAUUAUUAUUAUAUUAAGUCAGUGCUCGGUUAUCUAUAGUAUGAAUUUGACAUAAUAUUAUAUGUUUGAGCACGAUGGCAGUUCUAAUAAUAAUAAUUCUGUUGUAAAUAGAAUAAUAUAGAUGAUUUUAUUUAUAAUUAAAUAUAAUCAGGCCAUAAAAGAGGAUUUUAUAAACAUAAUGAUUUUGGCCGUGGUCCAGUAUUUAAUAGAUUUACAAAAAAAAAACAAAAAUUAGACAAAAUACAUAAAAAACUAUUUGAUGCUUUUUUAAACCUGAAUUGUAUUCACUCCAUUGAAUCAAUUACUCUUCAGAUCUGCUUUGAUUAAAAACUUUAUAAUUUAUAAGAACACAAAUAGAAUAGAUAAAAUAAGCCAUUAAAAAGAGUAUAAUAUUAAUUAUACUAAUAUAAUAUAAUAUAAUAUUAAUUAGGCAUAUUUCCUUAAAGGUGAACAGAACUAAUAAUCUAAAUGGAAAAACAGAAAUUGCAAAAAGUGAGGUGAAAUAAAAUGGAGUUUAGGAAACACAAGGAUUUUCUUUAAAAUUAAUUUAAUAAAUUAAAAUUUCUCCUAAGAAUUAAUCAGAAGGUUAGAACCCAUUUAUGUAUGUUGUUUUUGUCCGAGUCGGGCCAAAAAAGUAAAAGUUUGUGAGGUAAAACUUUAAACACACUAAAUAACUUUACAGCGCAGUAUCGCCUCUCUAAACACAAUUCUACAUCCACUCAGAAUUAAUUCACAUCAUAAAAUUACUGUACAGUUUUAUUAUCGCUGUGAGAACUGUGACUUUAGAAGGUUAGAGCUGAACACUGAUGGAGUGUGAACGUGAUUCAUCUUUAUUAGCAUGUCUUUCUUUAGUCUUUCAAAAGACAAAUCAUCUUUUUAAGGGUGACGGGUGUCGGAUAUUUCUGGAUCUAAGAGAAAAAAGUCCAAUCCAGUUUUUCUAAAGUCUAAAAAUAACUUCAUACGCCUGUUUCUGUUCUCUGAUGCUAUUGUGGUCCUCGCAUCAGGAUGACAAACUGAAACAUUACAAGAUUUCCUCAUGAAUACGGUCCCCAGAAAUACUGGUCCUCACAAAUACAGGUCCUCAAACACACAGGUCCUAAUGAAUACCAGUUCUAUUAAAUAUCGGUCCUAGUUAAUACAGGUCCUCAUAAAUACGGGACCUUAAACACACAGGUCCCUACAAAUAUUGGUCCUCAGAAAUACUGGUCUUUAAGGGUACAGUCCAACAAAAACCUGGUCCUUAGAUAUACAGGUCCUCAUGAAUACUGGUCCUCAAAAAUAAAGGUAUUCAAGAAUACUUGUCUUUGUGAAUACAGGUCUUUAGAAAUUCAGGUCCUCAGAAAUACUGUUCCACAUUAAUACAGGUCCUCAGAUAUACAGGUCCUCAGAUAUACAGGUCCUCAGAUAUACAGGUCCUCAGAUAUACAGGUCCUCAGAUAUACAGGUCCUCAGAUAUACAGGUCCUCAGAUGUACAGGUCCUCAGAUGUACAGGUCCUCAGAUAUACAGGUCCUCAGAUAUACAGGUCCUCAGAAGGUGUGAUGGCGGUACUGAAGCUGGUGUUUUUGGUGCAUGCUUGUGGCAUGUGUUUUUAUAUUUUAUUUGUAUUUUAUUUCCCCAGUGUUUGUGUUUAAUGUGUGCUAUUAGUGUGAUACUGAGUGUGUUCUGCUGGGAGGUUCUGUAUGGAAUGUAUUUGUGAGGGAAAAAUAAUAAAAGUAAUUUUUAUAUAAACUCAA
Molecule: messenger RNA, 5748 nt
Organism: Astyanax mexicanus (Mexican tetra)
Lineage: Eukaryota; Metazoa; Chordata; Actinopteri; Characiformes; Acestrorhamphidae
Gene: rbpms
Product: RNA binding protein, mRNA processing factor
Exons: 10
Coding region: 261-836 (191 amino acids)
Molecular function (GO): mRNA binding
Source: RefSeq, a predicted model, not a curated record